Molecule: messenger RNA, 1972 nt
Organism: Cucurbita pepo subsp. pepo (vegetable marrow)
Lineage: Eukaryota; Viridiplantae; Streptophyta; Magnoliopsida; Cucurbitales; Cucurbitaceae
Source: RefSeq, a predicted model, not a curated record
CUCAGCAAUGCCGCUUCUUUUCUUAUUCUUCAGUUUAACCCUCGCCCACAACAAUUCCUCCCAACGAAUGGUAAGAAAGUUGGCGAAGAACAAUGAAUCUAUGUUGUGGCGCGAUGUAACGUUAGAAUGGGAGAAUCGUGGACAGGUAGUAAUGGACAAUGGGUUAGUUCGAAUCACUUUAUCCAGCCCAGAAGGCAACGUUGUUGCCCUAAAAUACAAUGCUAUUGAUAACCUACUUGAAAUUCGCAACCCACAAUAUAACAGAGGAUAUUGGGACGUGGUUUGGAACCGCCCAAAUAGAGGUAGUGCCACUGACAGAGUAAGGGCGACGAAUUUCAAAGUGAUUACGGCCACCGCCGACCAAAUAGAGCUUUCAUUCACCAAAACAUGGAAUCCUAAUUCCCACUCUUCCUGCCCUUUGAACAUAGACAAAAGGUAUAUUCUCCGACGGGGCGAUUCUGGGUUCUAUGCAUAUGCCAUAUUUGAACGCUUGGAUGGAUGGCCUCGAAUUGAAGUUGAUCAGAUUCGAAUUGUCUUCAAAAUUCUAGGGAAAAAAUUUCAUUACAUGGUGGUAUCGGACGACAGACGGAGGAUCAUGCCAACGGCAAGGGACCGUGAGACCGGGCAUCCUCUGGCUUAUCGGGAGGCGGUUCUCUUAACCCAACCCAUCAAUUCUAACCUUAAAGGGGAGGUGGACGAUAAGUACCAGUACUCCCUAGAGAAUAUGGAGAAUAAGGUUCAUGGAUGGGAGUCGAUGAACCCACACGUGGGGUUCUGGAUGAUCACGCCCAGUGAUGAGUUCCGCACGGCGGGGCCCGUCAAGCAAGAUCUUACUUCCCACGUUGGCCCCACCACCCUCUCCAUGAGGAUAGAGACAAGUAAGUGGCCAUACAGCUUUGUUGGAUCCACAGAUUUUCCAUCCUCAAACCAAAGAGGAACCGUAAGCGGUCGGUUAUUAGUCCGAGAUAGACAUGCUAAGAAGUGGUUGAUGUGGGGCGAUUCUGCGUAUGUUGGCCUUGCAGCUCCCGGGGAAUUGGGGUCUUGGCAAACAGAAAGCAAGGGAUAUCAAUUUUGGACACGGGCAGAUGGGCAAGGAUAUUUCUCAAUUAACAACAUAAGGCCUGGAAACUACAAUCUAUACGCAUGGGUACCUGGUGUCAUCGGUGAUUACAAGUACGCUAAUGACAUCACUGUCACGUUGGGGAGUACCACCCGCCUCGGCUUACUGAUAUACGACCCUCCAAGACAAGGCCCAACUCUGUGGGAGAUUGGCGUCCCAGACCGGACAGCCGCCGAGUUCUAUAUACCGGAUCCCCAGCCCACCCUCAUGAAUCGCUUUUACAACAAUUCUGAUAUCCAUUCCCCAGAUAAGUUUCGACAGUACGGUCUUUGGGAGCGCUACGCCGAAUUGUUUCCCCAUCAAGAUCUAGUCUACAACGUCGCCACCGAUGACUACCGCCGACAUUGGUUCUUCGCCCAUGUCACCAGAGCCACCCGUUUCGGUACCUACCAAGCAACCACGUGGCAGAUUGUGUUUCGUCUUCAAGGGCCCAAACAGAGCGGGAACUAUAUGCUUCGGUUGGCCUUGGCUUCCACUACCGAGGCGGUGGUCGAAAUCCGGUUCAACAACCCGUUGGCCAGACGGGCUCAUUUCUCGACAGGAUAUUGGGCCUCAGGAAGAGAUAACGCCAUUGCUAGACAUGGGAUUCAUGGGCUUUAUUGGUUAUUCAACUUCAAGGUUCCAAGUGGAUAUUUGGUCGAGGAUGAAAACAUUAUCUAUCUUACACAGAGACGACAUAUGGGUCCCUUUCAAGGAGUGAUGUACGAUUACAUACGGUUCGAAGGCGUACAAUAAAAAAAGCAAAUACUUACACAAUUAGGCACUAAUCUUGUAAUUUGGGCUAGUUUUGAUUUAGUUAACAGAUUUUUUUAUUACGAGGCAUUCAUUUGAUUAAUGAUUAUUAAAGAGCCA